Hipposideros armiger (great roundleaf bat) is the source of this 4463-nucleotide messenger RNA. RefSeq names its product neuroligin 2 (gene NLGN2). The coding region runs from base 187 to 2367 and encodes 726 amino acids. Gene Ontology annotation, molecular function: neurexin family protein binding. The transcript has 7 exons. The record is from RefSeq and is a predicted model, not a curated record. NCBI's taxonomy places the organism in Eukaryota, Metazoa, Chordata, Mammalia, Chiroptera, Hipposideridae. Gene Ontology annotation, cellular component: membrane.
CGCGAGCUCAACAACGAGAUCCUGGGCCCCGUCGUGCAGUUCUUGGGCGUGCCCUACGCCACGCCACCCCUGGGCGCCCGCCGCUUCCAGCCACCCGAGGCCCCUGCCUCGUGGCCCGGCGUGCGCAACGCCACCACCCUGCCGCCCGCCUGCCCGCAGAAUCUGCACGGGGCACUGCCCGCCAUCAUGCUGCCUGUGUGGUUCACCGACAAUUUGGAGGCAGCUGCCACUUACGUGCAGAACCAGAGCGAAGACUGCCUGUACCUCAACCUCUACGUGCCCACUGAGGACGGUCCGCUCACAAAAAAACGUGACGAGGCGACGCUCAAUCCGCCAGACACAGAUAUCCGGGACUCUGGGAAGAAGCCUGUGAUGCUGUUUCUGCAUGGCGGCUCCUACAUGGAGGGCACUGGAAACAUGUUCGAUGGCUCUGUCCUGGCUGCCUACGGCAACGUCAUUGUAGCCACACUCAACUACCGGCUUGGGGUGCUCGCCCCCUUUCUUCCUCUACCUCCAGGUUUUCUCAGCACUGGAGAUCAGGCUGCAAAAGGCAACUAUGGACUCCUGGACCAGAUCCAGGCUCUGCGCUGGCUCAGUGAAAACAUUGCCCACUUUGGGGGCGACCCCGAGCGCAUCACCAUCUUUGGGUCUGGGGCAGGGGCCUCCUGUGUCAACCUUCUGAUCCUCUCCCACCAUUCAGAAGGGCUAUUCCAGAAGGCCAUUGCCCAGAGUGGCACUGCCAUUUCCAGCUGGUCUGUCAACUACCAGCCGCUCAAGUACACGCGACUGCUGGCAGCUAAGGUGGGCUGUGACCGAGAGGACAGUGCUGAAGCUGUGGAGUGUCUGCGCCGGAAGCCUUCCCGGGAGCUGGUGGACCAGGAUGUGCAGCCUGCCCGCUACCACAUCGCCUUCGGGCCCGUGGUGGACGGUGACGUCGUCCCCGAUGACCCUGAGAUCCUCAUGCAGCAGGGAGAAUUCCUCAACUACGACAUGCUCAUUGGUGUCAACCAAGGAGAGGGCCUCAAGUUUGUGGAGGACUCAGCAGAGAGCGAGGAUGGCGUGUCUGCCAGCGCAUUCGACUUCACAGUCUCCAACUUUGUGGACAACUUGUAUGGCUACCCAGAGGGCAAGGAUGUGUUGAGGGAGACCAUCAAGUUUAUGUACACAGACUGGGCCGACCGGGACAAUGGCGAGAUGCGGCGCAAGACCCUGUUGGCGCUCUUUACUGACCACCAAUGGGUGGCACCAGCUGUGGCCACCGCCAAGCUGCAUGCCGAUUACCAGUCCCCUGUCUACUUUUACACUUUCUACCACCACUGCCAGGCUGAGGGCCGGCCCGAGUGGGCAGAUGCAGCACAUGGGGAUGAGCUCCCCUACGUCUUUGGUGUGCCCAUGGUGGGUGCCACUGACCUUUUCCCCUGCAACUUCUCUAAGAAUGAUGUCAUGCUCAGCGCCGUGGUCAUGACCUACUGGACCAACUUCGCCAAGACUGGCGACCCCAACCAGCCCGUGCCACAGGACACCAAGUUCAUCCACACCAAGCCCAACCGCUUCGAGGAGGUGGUGUGGAGCAAGUUCAACAGCAAAGAGAAGCAGUACCUGCACAUUGGCUUGAAGCCACGCGUGCGUGACAACUACCGCGCCAACAAGGUGGCUUUCUGGCUGGAGCUUGUGCCCCACCUGCACAACCUGCACACAGAGGUCUUCACUACCACCACACGCCUGCCUCCCUAUGCCACGCGCUGGCCACCUCGCCCACCCGCCGGCGCCCCGGGCACACGCCGGCCCCCGCCACCUGCCACCCUGCCACCGGAACCUGAACCGGAGCCAGGCCCCAGGGCCUAUGACCGCUUCCCCGGGGACUCCCGGGACUAUUCCACGGAGCUGAGCGUCACCGUGGCUGUGGGCGCCUCCCUCCUCUUCCUCAACAUCCUUGCCUUUGCUGCUCUCUACUACAAGCGGGACCGGCGGCAGGAGCUGCGAUGCAGGAGGCUCAGCCCCCCAGGAGGCUCAGGCUCCGGUGUGCCUGGUGGGGGCCCCCUGCUCCCCGCCACCAGCCGAGAGCUGCCACCAGAAGAAGAGCUGGUAUCACUGCAGCUGAAGCGAGGCGGUGGUGUCGGGGCGGACCCUGCUGAGGCCUUGCGCCCCGCCUGCCCACCCGACUACACCCUGGCCUUGCGCCGGGCACCGGACGAUGUGCCUCUCUUGGCCCCCGGGGCUCUGACCCUGCUGCCCAGUGGCCUGGGGCCACCACCUCCCCCACCACCCCCUUCCCUCCAUCCCUUUGGGCCCUUCCCCGCUCCUCCCCCCACUGCUACCAGCCACAACAACACGCUACCCCACCCCCACUCCACUACCCGGGUAUAGGGAGCGGCUUUGGGGGGGCCCUCCUCCCCAGCCCUCCCGCCCACAGGAAGUGCCACUCAGAAGGCAGGGAGGACGACUUGACAACAGGCUGUUCUCGUGUGGAGUUGUCACAUGUGGAGAAGCAUUAGGUGGAACUGGGUUUCCUCAUUGGGAUGCGUGUUUUUCCCGUGCAGAGAGGCCCAUUCUCUUCUCUGGACCUGGGCCUUUGAACAACUGGGGGGCGUUUUGUCCCCUCCAUUGGGACACCAGUCUUCGGUGUGUGGAAGCGUGGAAGGAUUUUCCCACGCAGAGGUGUGCUUUCUCACAAGGGGGUGUGUUUUCCCAUGUGCAGGGUGAGGUUUUUUUUGCCGCCCUGGACACAUGUUGGCCCCCUCAAAGAAUUUCUGCGGGGAUUUAUAUCCCAGAAUCAUGUUCCCUCAUGCCCUCUCCCAUCUCCUCCCUCCCCCCCGCCCCCAUGGAGACCCUGGAAAUGGUGUGUUCACAUACCGUGACCCUUGGCCACCAGAUAACCCAGGGUGGUAACUGGCAAGUAUGGAGGAAAUCACAGCCCCCCCCCGCCCCCGCCUCACUCCCCCGUUUGCCCCGGCAAAGCAUGUUUAGCCCCCCUGGCACAAGUCAGGUGAAGCACGUUCUCCUGGGUAGGCCUUGCCUUCCACAGAUGACAGACACAGAAUCCCUGCCUAGGGGACAGGGGAGAUCCGUGCAACCCUGUGCUGCCUGGGAACUUGUUUUCCCAUGGGUCCAGGGUACAUUUCUCUGAGUAAAAACAUGUUCUUGCAUGUGGAUGUGUGUUUUCCCAUGCAGAUUGCCCCUUUCUCUCCAGCACUUCCUGCAUCCCCCAGGCCUCAGGCUGAGCACCUAAGUUCUCCCCACACAGCAGGUGGGAAGAGACUUCAAACUGACAGAAGCUGAGGGGGAUGUAUAAACCCUGAGGGGAGAGCUCUACUCUCUCUCCCAGAGAUGCUGAGUUGGGGGGGUCAGGAGUGUGGGACCUGCCACCCAUAGAGGCCAUGCAUGUUUGACCAAAGCCCUCAUUGGGGUCUGAAGACAGCCUUUCCCUCAGUCUUCAGACCAUUGCUCAUCCGUGCCAAACUGGGUAGGUGGGUUUCCGGGGUGAAGACCCUCAAAAUGUGCCAGUCCUGGGCCAGGACAGGUAAACGUGGAGGCAGGUGGGCUACAGGGGAGAUGGAGGUGACAGCUAAAAGGGUUCCACCUAUGUCUCUCUCCUGUCUUUACCAUGUCUCAUUUCUCCCUUUGCCUCAAUUUCCCUUUCCCCCAUUUCUAUCUCCCUCUGAAGCUGUCCCAUGUCUCACUGUCAGACCAGCUUCUCCCCUCAGCUGCCCACUCCUUUUCUUUGACCUGCUCCCUCUUCCCUCAGCUGCCAAAGCUUAAGGAAAGGAGUGGUGGAAGGGAAGAGAGCAGGGGAGAAAGGCUUCAUGGGACAGGUUGGGGAGAGAAUGAGGUCAGCUAUGCUGAGGAACAGAUGGAGGGGGCAGUGGGGGACAGGGCUUGGGUAAACAGCAGGAAAAAUUUGAAAGGAUUUGUAAGGUGACUGCCCAGAGGGACCCGAAGAGAAAGGAUUUGAGUCUAUGGGUAAAAGAACCAUGUCAGGAAAGGUUUUUAGGGACACCAGUGGAAGGAGAGAAUCCUUAUCUGCUGGCAUUUUGUGGGUUGUUAGUGCCAAACUUGAGUAGGAGGUGGGGUGCUCUCUUCCAUUGACUCCCAGAUCCAGAAUCCCUGGUCUUGGCUCCCCAGAACUUUGCCUUUUGACUGUACCUUCUCCCACCUCCACCCAUGGAAACUUCAUUCUUUUCCCACCCCUUUCCCUGCCUGGUCUAGUUCCUUUCCAAACAGCUAUGCCCUCUAAAUGCUAGGGACCCGGGCCCUGAACCCUGUAGACAGAUGCCCCCCCCCAAAUUGGGGCAUGGGAGAGGGGCUGGGGGGCCACAUGAUUCAGCCACGGACUCCAAUGCCCAGCCCUUCUCCCCAGAACAAUUCCUUGAUAAUCCCAUGUCCCCAUCCUUCGCGGCUCUGUACACAUUUUUAAACCUGGCAAAAGAUGAAGAGAAUAUUGUAAAUAUAAAAGUUUAACUGUU